UGCAGCAAGUAGUGAAGGAUUUUGAGUCUGUUGAGGUGCGCAUCAGAGAUCUGCAAAUGAUGAGAUAUACAGCCUCAAUUGAUGAUGCUUCUUCUUUUUCUUCUUCAUCACCACCUUGUUUACAGCUACAGAACUAUGAUUUAGAGAAUACACUGAUUGGAAUCGAAGAUGGUGUUGAGGAAAUAAAAGGCAUGCUCCUCAUUCAAACUUCUUCAUCCACUCAACUACAAGUCGUUUCAAUUAUGGGAACUAUGGGGACAGGUAACCAUCUAUUGUGUCUCACUUCGACAUUCAAGCAUGGGCGAUGGUUGUAGGUCACAAACACAGUACUAGAAAUCUACUCAUUCAUAUUUUAAGUUGUAUUGUGUCAUUGAGCAAUGAAGAAAUCUCCAAACAAGAUGAUGAGCAGCUAGCACAGCAACUCCGCAAACUUCUGAUGGGCCAAAGGUAUUUCAUUGUCAUUGAUAACCUUUGGUCCACAACGGGAUGGUAUGAAUUGAGUACAGCUUUUCCAGAUGAUAGAAAUGGAAGCCGAAACAACUUUUCUGAAAGCUCGAAUUUAUUAAGCAAAACUGUAACGUCUAUUGGAAAAUGGUGUCUACCCCCUGAGUUGGAGUUAAUAGGGAGACAAAUUGUUGAGAAAUGUAUGGGAUUGCCACUGGUAAUUGUUUUGAUUGGUGUGUUGGCAAAUGGAUUAAUUUGGCAGCAGCCACAUUGGUUAGGCAAGUUGCAAAGUUUGAUCAAGAAUGUUAGGCAAGUUCAAGAGUUAGGCACCUACAAAUGGGAGGAUAUUCUGUUAUUCAUUCCAUCAUGCCACUAUCCUUCUGAGCUCUUGCAUUGCACAUUUGAACUUUGCUAUAACUAUUUGCCUACUCACCUAAAACCUUGUUUUCUUUAUUUCGGAGUUUUUCCUGCAAAUAUUGAAAUUCAUGUGGAAAAGUUGAUAAAUUUAUGGGUGGCUGAAAGAUUUUUAAACCCAGAGAUGAACAAGGACAAGAGUUUAGAAGAGAUAGCUAAGGAUUAUUUGUUCGAUCUUAUUAAUAGAAGGCUAGUUCAAGUUAAAAAGAGGAGUUUGGAUAGAAAAAUCAAAUCAUGUAUGCUUCAUGAUAUGUUACGUGAUUUUUGCUUCACAAAAUCAAUUGAGAAGGAUAUUAAUAUGGUUGGUAGGACGAAAAAUAAGUUUCUUGAAGGGCGUCGUUGGCUCCAAAGUUUGCAAACUCUCAUUCUAUCUACGUGGACAAAAGAGUAUCAAUUGCAACUGCCAUGUGAUGUUUUAGAUUUGCCAUGGUUAAGGCAUGUGCGCUUUGACAAGGGAUCUUCAUCUUAUCUCCCAAACUUGGUUCAAGAAAACUUACAAACUCUUUCAUGGCUCAAAGUUACCGGCGGGGACUCAAGAGCAACAAACUUUACAAAAGUUCCAAACUUGAAGGAGUUAGGAAUGUACAUUGAAGGUGAAGUAUUGCCUAAUGCUCUUGACAGUCUUGCUCAGUUACAUCAACUUGAGAAGUUAAAGGUUAAAAUGGGAAGGGCGGAACGGUUUAAUCUCCCAAAUUGUUUUCCAUCAAAUCUCAAGCAAUUGACCCUUAGUAAUACGUACCUUUCAUGGGAAGAUAUGAACAUUAUUGGCCAGUUACCCAACCUUGAUUUACUCAAAUUGAAAGAUUUUGCUGUUUGUGGCCCAGAGUGGACACCAAGGGAUGGGGAGUUUCUACAACUAAGGUUCUUUCUUAUUGAGCGCUCUGAUCUUGAACAUUGGAAUGCAAAUGCAAACCAUUUCCCAGCUUUGGAGCAUCUAAUUCUAAGAUAUUGUUGGGACUUGGAAAAACUUCCAAAUGAUUUUAAGAAGGUUUGUACAUUGCGAUUAAUUGAGUUAGGCAAUUGUUGUUCUGUGACUUCAGCAAAGGCG
Molecule: messenger RNA, 1906 nt
Organism: Ipomoea triloba (trilobed morning glory)
Lineage: Eukaryota; Viridiplantae; Streptophyta; Magnoliopsida; Solanales; Convolvulaceae
Product: putative late blight resistance protein homolog R1A-10
Exons: 4
Biological process (GO): defense response to other organism
Molecular function (GO): ADP binding
Source: RefSeq, a predicted model, not a curated record